AUGGAUAAAUGCUUGGACGUCCCCAGGAUCGUGGACAACAUAGCACGACUUGUCUAUGGCAAUGAAGACGAUGCUAGAAGGCCGCGAAAUGCUGCAUCACUAGCGCGGACCUGUCGUGCCUUCCAUCAGCAUACGAACGAUCUCUUAUGGCAAUACCAGAGCCACCUUGCGCCCUUGCUCAAGUGUCUACCGAAGGAAACCUGGGUGGUCAAGUACCCGCGCAAGCCGACACGAGAGGCCGGUGGUAUCCGUAACGGUAUUUUGACGAUCACGAGACGACCCAUCGGAGAUGAAUGGGAGAGAAUGGACACAGCCGCCAAACGAAUCAAGGGGCUUUGUCUGGACGUGGAAUGGCAGCGAGAACACAGUGUACCAAUGGUACGCCUCGAUCUCGACAAAUGCCUCCCCAUUCUUCAAAGGCGCUACAGUCGACGGCCCCUACUACCAAAUCUCAAGUGGCUCGACUGCAGGCUUCAGCCGGGAGCGACGUACGAGUUUUUACAACUCUGCCUUUCACCUUCGAUCGAACGCCUACACAUCGUCGCGGACCGUUAUACCUACCAAAAGUGCAUCGAAGACGCGGUCGAUAUGUCCUGCUGCGUUGGCGAGGACGUGCCAGGACUCGCUGUCUUCUGCGGUCUCCCGCCCCACCCCGACAUCCUCUCUAUUACUUCUCUUUGGGGACUAAAAGAAAUCCGUAUGUAUCUACCGCUCCUCGCAGUGCGGCCACGAGCCAUGAUGCAUACUCUGGCGUGGCUUCCGGAGCUGAAGGACCUGAUCCUCUUCAACGGCGGGAGGAACUGGGGCCUUGCGGAAGUGGACAUCGCCGCCACUCCGGAUAAGUUUCCUGCUUUGAAGAACCUCUGCAUGUAUCCCUACGACCUGGAGAGUGGGCUAGCUGUUAUGCGUGCCGCAGCUUGGGCACCUCUGGAGUACGUCAAAGUCGUAUACACCGGCAAUUGGAAUGAUCAGGACGCGACGCAGCCAAGCUACACCGCCCUGGCGAACUUCCUCGCUGCCUGUGGGGGAAACCGGCUACGCCGCCUGAGGACAGUCAUCAUCCGCGCGCUAGUGCCUCCUCAACAUGAAGACAGGCCGAAAGUUGUGGACAUGCUGACGGUCAAAUCGCUCUGCGGCCUGAAGCAUCUGCAGCAGUUGCACCUAUGCCUCCCCUGCGCGUUCGAAUUCGACGAUGGGGACAUGCUCAAGAUGGCGCUGUCUUGGCCUGACCUCCGAAGCCUACGUCUUGGGUGGCGUGCAUGGGUGUGGGCGAGAAUUAGCAUCAGCCUCAAAGGCCUUGCGUCCCUCGCGUUACAUUGUCCUAACCUCCAGCACCUCAGGCUAGUCUUCCACACGAUGUCCAUCGCGAAGCAAGACUUCACACACGUCUCGAGCUCGUGCAAGCUCAAGACGCUGCAAGUGGGCAACUCACUGAUCACGGACCCGCACGCCGUCGCGUUGUUCUUCGAGCGCGUCUUCCCCAACUUGGUAGAUGUUAAAGCGAACAAGGACGUCUGGGGCGAUCAGAAGUGGGCACGGGUGUAUUGGAUCACAUCGGAGAGAAGGAAGAGGCGUCAGCGAGAUCGCAAGGGCCCCGAGCAAGCUACGGAUGUAGUACUGUUACACGACGAGAUCUGGACUGAGCUUGAGGCGGACAUUUUCGAAUAG
This is a messenger RNA of Fomitopsis serialis, 1668 nucleotides long. RefSeq lists its product as uncharacterized. Gene Ontology annotation, biological process: SCF-dependent proteasomal ubiquitin-dependent protein catabolic process. The record is from RefSeq and is a predicted model, not a curated record. Bases 1 to 1668 code for a protein of 555 amino acids. Gene Ontology annotation, cellular component: SCF ubiquitin ligase complex. NCBI's taxonomy places the organism in Eukaryota, Fungi, Basidiomycota, Agaricomycetes, Polyporales, Fomitopsidaceae. The transcript is spliced from 2 exons.